UUUGAAUUCAGCUAUGGGGAGUGUCUGUGAAGCCAGCUGCUGGCUUGUGAACUUUUAUUCUUCUAUUCUUUUUGCUUGAUAACUCAUUAAUGAAACCUCCUGGAUAUGGAGAAAUAAAACAGAAUCAGUUUUCUCUUCAUGCUUUUCUUCUGUGUUGUUUUUUUUUUCUGUGCAUGUGGUAGAAAAAGAACAGAGUGAAAGAAGCAGCGCUUCUUUUUCCAUAAGGACUAUAUUUAUAUGCCUGAAGUUAACUGAAUUAAUUCUGGCAUCCAAGAUGGAUCUCAAGUGUGCUCUGGAAGAAUGUUCAAUGGCACUGAACUUAUUUCUAAACAAUAAGUUCUCUGAAGCCCUGGAACUGCUCCGUCCAUGGUCUAAAGAUAGUAUGUACCAUGCCCUUGGAUACAGCACUAUUUUAGUUAUGCAAGCUGCUAUGACCUUUGAACAGCAGGAUAUACAAGUGGGAAUCUCUACAAUGAAAGAAGCUUUGCAAACCUGCCAAAGAUUCCGUAAAAGAAGCACAGUGGUGGAAUCCUUGUCCAAUCUAGUUUCUAAACAGUCAGUGGAUCAAUUGAGUGAAGAGGAGAUGCAUGCUGAAAUCUGCUAUGCUGAAUGCUUACUACAGAAAGCAGCUCUCACCUUUGUACAGGAUGAAAAUAUGAUCAACUUUAUCAAAGGUGGCCUCAAAAUCAGGACAAGUUACCAAAUAUACAAAGAAUGUCAUCAGGUGCUACAGAUGACUCAGGGGAACAAAAGCAAAAUUGACACUUAUUACCAGUUUGAAGGAGGAGUAAAACUUGGAAUUGGAGCAUUCAACUUGAUGCUGUCACUUUUACCAGGAAGGAUCCUUCGACUUUUAGAAUUUAUUGGAUUUUCUGGCAAUAGGGAGUUGGGCCUCUGUCAACUACGGGAAGGCGCAUCUGGCAGCAGUUUGAGGGCCAUUCUGUGUACUUUCACCCUGUUGGUUUAUCAUACUUACGUCUCCUUAAUCCUUGGUACUGGGGAAGCCAAUCUUCAGGAAGCGGAUAGUCUCCUGGAACCCUAUCUCCAGAAGUUUCCAAAUGGUUCCAUUAUUCUGUUUUAUGCUGCCAGAAUAGAUAUACUGAAAGGAAAUUUUGAAAAGGCGCAGUUGAGGUUCCAAGAAUGUAUAGCAGCCCAGCAAGAGUGGAAGCAGAUUCAUCAUCUCUGUUACUGGGAACUGAUGUGGUGCCACACCUUCCAGCAGAACUGGCUUCAAGCAUAUCGGUAUGCAGACCAGCUCAGCAAAGAGAGCAGGUGGUCUAAGGCAAUAUAUGUGUUCCAGAAAGCAGCAAUUCUGUGUAUGCUUCCAGAGGAUGAUUUGAAAAGGACUGGUGAGGACAUUAUAUCUUUAUUCAGGCAGGUGGAAGGUCUAAAACAGAGAAUUGCAGGAAAAUCUAUCCCAACUGAGAAGUUUGCAGUAAGGAAAGCUCGACGCUAUGCAAGUCCUCAACCAGUGAAGCUGAUAUUACCUGCCUUGGAAAUGAUGUAUGUCUGGAAUGGCUUUGCAAUUGUGGGCAAAAGAGCAGACCUCACUGAAAGCUUACUGGUAACAAUUGAAAAAGAAGAAAUGGCUCUACAAAAUGAAACUAAUCACAAUGAAUACUAUACAGAUGAUGCGUGCAUGUUGCAGUUACUGAAGGGCCUUUGCCUGAAACACUUGGGAAGACUCAUGCAAGCUGAACUGUGUUUCAGUAAAGUAAUUCAAAGUGAGAAGCACAUAAAAUAUGAUACUUAUUUGGUGCCAUUCACCCUAUAUGAAUUGGGUCUUCUGUACAAACAACAGGAUGUGAGAGAAAAAGCAGUAAGAUACAUAGAAACUGCAAAAAACAACUACAAAGAAUACUCUAUGGAGUCCAGGUUGCACUUCAGAAUUCAUGCAGCACUUGACAGUUUGAAGGUGUCGCCAGCUUCAACACCUUGAAUGAGGAGGGAUGCUUUUCAUGCAUACAAUGCAUACAGUAGCCUACACAAUCUCUUAGCAAUCAUUUUUUUAAUAAUGGAAAAUAUACAACCUAGUGAUUGUUUUCUUUCAUCUCUGAUUUGAUGUAUUUCAUUCCUCUAGACUGUUCUUUAUCUGUAUAGCAUAUAUGCUAUAUAUACUUGAGACUUUAAAAAGACCUUAUAUUUUGUUUGAUAAAUAUAAUUUAAUAUUUCACUUUGAAUGGGGGAUAUUAAAAAAAGUUGAUGGUGCAAUAAAGUUUAAUGCAAACAUUUUAUUUUUUUUAUAUGAAAACAGAUGCUGUUUUUGCAGUGGAACUGGUGAUAAUUUCUGCAUUUUGUGACAGUUUGAGUUUCUGUAGUGUGCUUGCUCUGGAACAAAAAUGAAAUGCCUGCAGAUAACCUUUACUCACAUUUGGAGUACCAUGUUCUGAAAUUUGUGUUCCAGGGAUAAAAAAUUAUCAUCUUAAUUUCAUUUUGGGAACAAAGUGAACCUUCCUGAAGUGCAAUUUUUUUACAGUAAGAUAAAGUUAAGCAGGGCUACAGGUAUAAUCUCUUUGCAAGUCUGUUUCACUCAAAAUUAAGUGGUUACAGGGUGUAUUUUUCGGUCAUAGAAAAGCAGGGAGGGCUAGUAGGGACAUCCAGAGAUUAUGUAUUCUGCAUUCUUGCCCUAAAGCUGAAUCAACAGUUUUAUGUUUUUCCUGACAGAUACUUGUUUAACCUGGCUUUAAAAAAAAAAAGCCGGUGAGAGAGAUUUUGUGACUUAACACAGGAUGUCUGUCCGGGUGGGAAAUGACAAUUUUUUUCCCUAUUUCUACCCCAUAUGAUUCUUGGCACAACUGAAACUGAUUGCUUCCCAUCCCCCGAGUCAUGGAUCUGGAAAAAGGAUUGUUAUUCUCCUUUUUUUAGAAGCAGUCUUCUAAUAUUUGAAGACUGAUUCCUUGUUGGUAUUCUCUGUUCUUGGAUUCCAAACAAAAGAAAUAAAAAUUUGCAGAAUGUAUUUAUUUUCCUAAUGAUAGGAAUAACUCUUAUUAAUCCAAGUUUUGUGCAUUCAAAAAUGAAUCCACUUUUGAACUUGGAGUUAAGUAAAUGCAAAUAUUCUAAUCAGAACUUUUUACUUUCUACCAAAAAUGUGUAGUUAAGAUGCAUUUAUAAGUGCACGUAGUUUUCUUUUUACGUGAACAGUAGCAUCAAAUUGAGUUUCCCAGUUCAUCAUAGUUGCAUUCUGGUAGCUGUCUGUUCUUAAAAAUAACUCUCAUUAAUUAUUGCAAAACUUGUCCAUUUCCACAUUUUAUUAAUGCUAGUAUAUUUACCUGUGCAUGGUAAAUUAAUACUAUGUUCCUAUGUGUGUUUCUCUGCCCUUACCUUCCAUCCAACAAAACAGAACUAGAGAAGAAGGUAAAAUGUGUGUUCAGUAAAUAAGUAACUGAAAAGUUUCUAAUUAAACAGUCAGUAUAAUGAAAAUUCUAUCAUUAGUCAUUAUUCUCAGGUGGCCAAGAGCACAGCUUUCUUUUAUGACUUUAUAAAUACUUGAGUCAUUUAAUUGCAUAUAAAUCUGCAAUACACUGUGAGUGUAAUACUUACAGGGGAAGUAAGAGUUUAAAAAUAUUAGCUAAAUAAAUACAAUGGGUCUUUCAAAGUGGAAACCUGAUCCAAAGUCUGUCGUCUUCGGUAGUUUCGAUUUGUGCCUGUUGUAAAUGUGCAACUAAAUUAUUAUGUAAAAAAUAUACACCUGUAGGUUUGACGGCUAGAUACCUGAGACACUGAAUCACUGAUAAAUUGCGUCAUGCUGAUCUUAUAAUAUAUCCUCUUGACUGAGUUAAAGUCAAAAACUUAAUUGUGUCUGUCAACAGAAAUUAGCAUAUGCUACCAACUGACUGGUCUAAUUACUUGCCCAUUUAUACAUACCUGAAUAUAAACUGUAGGGAGCAAAUACAAAAUUCUGUACAUCUCAUUUUCAAACAAUACUUUUAAUACCUCUCUGCAUGUUUACAUGUUCAGUUUAGGAUUAUUUUGGUUUAAUCUGAUUACUAGAUUGUAGCAAUCAAAUGGGACCACAUUAUUUUCUCACAAAAGGUGAUGAAAACAAUUGCUAGUAUAACUUCUCAUUUUUGUUUCAAAUGGUAAUUCACUCUGGAGAAGAGUUAAAACUGGGACUACAGAUUCUCAGGAAGGAGCAUGAAGUAGUCUCUGAUCUCCUGUUUUUGUGGAAAGUGUCUUACCAUUAGUAUUUUAUGUGUGAUUUGGAAAAGAAAUCAAAAUUAACAAGAAGUAAGCAAUGACCUUCCUUAGUAGCUGAUUUAUUGAAGUUUUAGUACCAAGUGUCAUGUAGCAGUGUACUUUCUUCAUGGAUAAUUAUACUGACUGCAGAGAGGGUAAAGGAGAACUCUGUUUUCUUUAGUUCAGCCUUCCAAAAUCAAUAUUAACGCCCUGUAUAUUUUACACUUUGUCUCUGUUGGGAUCUGCCUUUCUGCACUCAUGCAGAGAACCAGCAUAUCAACACGUAUUUGCGAUAUGCUCUGUAGUGUUUUGAGGCCCUGAGGUCCCCAGUGUAAGUACUAUUUACAGCUUGUUUUCUUUUCUGUGCAGCUGUACCAAACUCAUUUGUUAGAAAGUCUGAUUGAUCAAGAUUCUUAGCUUUGCUCUGGGCUUUUUUCCAGUUUAAUAACAGUGGAAAUAUAAAUGUGUGGGAGUGAUUGUAACUCUUCACUUAAGGCAGGUCUCAGUAGUGCUGUAGACAUGCUUUGUCUUCCAAAUGCUGCUGAAAAAGCGUGUGUCUCCCUGACACAACGUGUUGUUGAUGCGGUAUUAUUUAGCACGUAAGUGAUAUAUGGCUAAGAGACUGGGCAGUAAGUCCGUGGCUGCUUUUUUUUCUUAUUCUUUUUUGCCUGAUGCAUACUAUACUGGGCCUUAAAUGCAACUCUGAUUUAGUCUAUGUUGCUAAAACCUCUAUUGAUGAUAGUAGGAAUUAUAAUAUAUAUAAGAGCAAAACUAAGUCCUUAGUUUAAGCAAGCAAGGCUAAACUUAAAUAAUGUAUGUUAUGGCAAAAGAUCAUUCUGAUCUUUCUGAUAAUAGAUGCAUAUUUUUUUAAGGUGAGAAGUAAUAAAAUAGCCUAGUUUAUAAGACAAAGCUUCUCUUUGAUUAAGAAUUGCCUACUUAGAAAAUAUUACAAAAAACUUCCUGUCUAUGUGUAUCAUUCAAAUGUUUAGUCUGUUGGUGAAAGAUUGUUUUAUUGUGGUUUUGAAGUCCUAGCUCACUGCUUGUUAACAAAGGCUGAAAGAUAAUACAUGUUAAAAGAAAGCGCAUUAAAGAUUGUUUUGUAUGUGUUCUAGUAUACAUGGAUAGUGUCUGUAUUUAGCACCUUACAAUCAGAAAAAAAUACAAUGAUCAGAUCCUCGUUAUGUUUCUAAAACACAUUGCUAACUUACAUAUAAAUGAAAUAAUUUCUUGUAACAAAUCCUACUUGGACUUUGCCAUUGUUUUAUAAUCUGAUGUUUAAUGUCCUUUUAUUUCUCUGUGUUCUUAUUCUGCAUAGUUCAACAAAGUAUGUUUAUAUUUGAACUGGUGGUGCAGUUUAUUUGCUUCUAAACUACUGAGGUUUGCACAUGGUCAUAUUUGGUACUUAAGUAAGACCAAGGUCAGAAUAAUGGAAGAAGAGGGGUGAUGAAAUACAUUCUGGUUUUAAGAACCUGUAGAAAUGUUCAUGUUGAUGCAUUGGAAUGGAAUAUCACUUCAAUGGAAUAAAUCACUUUUUAUGCUUGU
Molecule: messenger RNA, 5718 nt
Organism: Cuculus canorus (common cuckoo)
Lineage: Eukaryota; Metazoa; Chordata; Aves; Cuculiformes; Cuculidae
Gene: TTC39B
Product: tetratricopeptide repeat domain 39B
Exons: 18
Coding region: 275-1939 (554 amino acids)
Molecular function (GO): protein binding
Source: RefSeq, a predicted model, not a curated record